This is a messenger RNA of Vicugna pacos (alpaca), 7615 nucleotides long. RefSeq names its product nucleoporin 214 (gene NUP214). NCBI's taxonomy places the organism in Eukaryota, Metazoa, Chordata, Mammalia, Artiodactyla, Camelidae. The record is from RefSeq and is a predicted model, not a curated record. Gene Ontology annotation, biological process: RNA export from nucleus; protein import into nucleus. Gene Ontology annotation, molecular function: protein binding; structural constituent of nuclear pore. Gene Ontology annotation, cellular component: nuclear pore.
UCUGAGCGCCGCUAGCGCUGAGGGAAGGAAGUUGGUCUGGGAGAGGCCUGGGCUGUGUCGGCAAGGCCGCGGGCGGCAGCGGUGGCUGCUUUGACCAACUGAGGGCGGCGCGAUGGGAGACGAGAUGGAUGCCGUGAUCCCCGAGCGGGAGAUGAAGGAUUUUCAGUUUAGAGCACUGAAAAAGGUGAGAAUCUUUGACUCCCCUGAGGAGCUGCCCAAGGAACGCUCAAGUCUGCUUGCCGUGUCCAACAAAUAUGGCCUGGUCUUUGCUGGUGGAGCCAGUGGGUUGCAGAUUUUUCCUACUAAAAAUCUUCUUAUUCAAAAUAAACCUGGAGAUGAUCCCAAUAAGAUAGUUGAUAAAGUUCAAAGCUUGCUAGUUCCUAUGAAAUUCCCGAUACACCAUCUGGCCCUGAGCUGUGAUAACCUCACACUUUCCGUGUGCAUGAUGUCCAGUGAAUAUGGUUCCAUUAUUGCUUUUUUUGAUGUUCGCACAUUCUCAAAUGAGGCUAAGCAGCAGAAACGCCCAUUUGCCUAUCAUAAGCUUUUGAAAGAUGCAGGGGGCAUGGUGAUCGAUAUGAAGUGGAACCCUACUGUUUCCUCCAUGGUGGCAGUUUGUCUGGCUGAUGGCAGCAUUGCUGUCCUCCAAGUCACAGAGACAGUGAAAGUGUGUGCGACUCUUCCUUCCACAGUAGGAGUAACGUCUGUGUGCUGGAGCCCCAAGGGAAAGCAGCUGGCAGUGGGAAAACAGAAUGGAACUGUGGUCCAGUAUCUUCCUACUUUGCAGGAAAAAAAAGUCAUUCCUUGUCCUCCAUUUUAUGAGUCAGAUCAUCCCGUCAGAGUUCUGGAUGUGCUGUGGAUCGGUACGUACGAAUUCACAAUAGUAUAUGCUGCUGCAGACGGAACCUUGGAAACUUCCCCAGAUGUGGUGAUGGCUCUGCUCCCGAAAAAAGAAGAAAAGCACCCAGAGGUGUUUGUGAACUUCAUGGAGCCCUGCUACGGCAGCUGUACAGAGAGGCAGCAUCAUUACUACCUCAGCUACGUUGAGGAGUGGGAUUUAGUGCUGGCAGCAUCUGCGGCUUCAACAGAAGUUAGUAUCCUUGCUCGACAAAGCAGCCAGAAUAAUUGGGAAUCUUGGCUACUGGAGGAUUCUAGUCGAGCUGAGCUGCCUGUGACAGACAAGAGUGAUGAUUCCUUGCCCAUGGGAGUUGCCAUAGAUUAUACUAACCAAGUGGAAAUCCCCAUCAGUGAUGAGAAGACUCUUCCUCCUGCUCCAGUUCUUAUGUUGCUUUCAACAGAUGGUGUGCUUUGUCCGUUUUAUAUGAUCAAUCAAAAUCCUGGCAUUAGGUCCCUCCUCAGGACACCAGAGCGGCUCUCGUUAGAAGGAGAGCGGCAACCCAAGUCAUCAGGAAGUACUCCUACCACCCCAACCUCCUCUCAAGCCCCACAGAAACUCGACACUCCAGCAGCCACAGCUCCUGCCUCUGUUCUGCCUUCAUCAUCGGCCGCUCCCACCUCCACCUUCUCUCUACCUUCUGCUGUUGGAGCCCCUGCCGUGUUCUCCUUUGGUUCUUCUUCCCUGAAAUCAUCUGGUUCUGUCACUGGGGAGGCCCCCCCGUAUUCCAGCAGCUCCGACAAUCCCAAAGCAGCCCUGGGCUCUGGAGUAUCCACCUUCUCCUUUGCGCCUCCUUCUCCAGCCUCCUACGCCCCAACCCCUGUGGCCUCUCCCAUGGCACCACCAGCUGCUUCAUUCUCCUCGGGGCCGUCGGGUUUUAAGCCUACCCUGGAAAGCACACCGAUGCCAAGUGCGUCCGCUCCAAACCUAGGAAUGAAGCCCACGUUCCCACCGUCAGCCUCUGCAGUCAAGGUCAAUCUUAGCGAAAAGUUUCCCGCCGCGGCUCCCCCUGCUCCUGCGCAUAACUCACAGAGCGCGCCCUCGAUGCUGCCCUUCUCCUCUGCCUCCAGGCCCGCUCCCUCCGGGCCCCUCAGCCACCCUGCGCCGCUCUCAGCAUCAUCCAGUUCCACGUCAUCCAAGUCCUCAGUCUCUCCCUCGGCAUCAGCAGUGCGGUCGGCUCAGGGCAUUCCAAGUCCAGCGCCCUCCAUGGUGCAGAAAUCGCCUAGGAUAACCCCUCCGGUGGCCAAGUCAGGCUCUCCCCAGGUGAAAUCACUUCAGCCUCCUGUUACAGAAAAGCAGGGACAUCAGUGGAAAGAGUCAGAUCCUGUGAUGGCUGGAAUCGGGGAGGAGAUCGCUCACUUUCAGAAGGAGCUGGAAGAGUUGAAAGCCCGGACUGCCAAAGCCUGUUUCCAAGUGGGUACUUCCGAGGAGAUGAAGAUGCUGCGAACAGAAUCAGACGACCUGCACACCUUUCUUUUGGAGAUUAAAGAGACCACAGAGUCUCUGCAUGGAGAUAUAAGUACCCUGAAAACAACUUUACUUGAGGGCUUUGCUGGUGUUGAAGAAGCCAGAGAACAAAAUGAGAGAAACCGUGACUCCGGAUAUCUGCACUUGCUCUGUAAGAGACCACUGGAUCCCAAGAGUGAAGCUCAGCUCCAGGAAAUUCGGCGCCUUCAUCAGUAUGUGAAAUUUGCCGUCCAAGAUGUGAAUGAUGUCCUAGACUUGGAGUGGGAUCGGCAUCUGGAACAAAAGAAAAAACAAAAGCGCCUGCUUGUGCCAGAGCGAGAGACACUGUUUAACACCCUUGCUAACAACCGGGAAAUCAUCAACCAACAGAGGAAGAGGCUGAAUCACCUGGUCGAUAGUCUCCAGCAGCUCCGUCUUUAUAACCAAACCUCCCAGUGGAGCCUUCCCUUGGAUGUUCCUUCCCAGAGCAGCACUCACAGUUUUGACAGUGACCUUGAAAGCCUGCGCAAUGCUUUGUUGAAAACCACCGUAGAGUCUCAUACCAAACCCUUGCCCAAAGUACCAGCUAAACUGUCCCCCGUGAAACAGGCACAGCUGAGAAACUUCUUGGCCAAGAGGAAAACCCCGCCGGUGAGAUCUACUGCUCCAGCCAGCCUGUCUCGGUCAGCCUUCCUGUCUCAGAGAUACUACGAAGACUUGGAUGAAGUCAGCUCAACGUCAUCCAUUUCUCAGUCUUUGGAGAGUGAAGACACACGAGCAUCCUGUAAAGAUGACGACGCAGUGGUCCAGGUCCCUCGGCAUGCCCCGGUGGUUCGGACUUCUUCCAUCCAGCCCGGUCUCCUGCCUCAGGCACCUCCUUUUGCGAAAUCUCACCUGAUUCAUGGUUCGCCUGGUGUGAUGGGAACAUCAAUGUCUACAUCAGCUAGCAAAAUCAUUCCUCAAGGGGCUGACAGCACAAUGCUUGCAACAAAAACUGUGAAGCAUGGUGCACCUGGUCCUUCCCACCCCAUCUCCGCCCCCCAGGCAGCCGGCGCUGCAGCCCUGCGACGGCAGAUGGCCAGUCAGGCACCAGCUGUAAGUACUUUGACCGAGUCAACGUUGAAGAGUGUCCCUCAAGUGGUAAAUGUGCAGGAACUGAAGAAUAAUCCGACAGCCCCCUCUGCAGCGAUGGGUUCUCCAGUGCCGUACUCUACAGCCAAAACGCCUCACCCAGUGUUGACCCCCGUGGCUGCUAACCAGGCUAAGCAGGGAUCGCUAAUAAAUUCCCUGAAGCCGCCUGGGCCCACACCAGCGUCCAGCCAGUUGUCAUCUGGUGAUAAAGUUUCAGGACCAGGGGCAACCAAGAUAGAAACAGCUGUGACUUCCACCCCGUCUGCUGUUGGGCAGUUUGGCAAGCCUUUCCCAUUUUCUCCAUCAGGGACUGGCUUUAAUUUUGGGAUAAUCACACCAACACCGUCUUCUAAUUUCACUGCCACACAAGGGGCAACACCCCCCAGUAAAGAGUCAAACCAACUCGACACAUUCUCUUUUGGCGGGGGAGGCAAGUCUUUUUAUGAGACCAUUGCUGAAAGCUCAGCCCCCUCGGGAAUGCCGGCGUCCAGCACCCCUGGAGCUGCUGUUGCCUCCCCAGGAGAGUCCGCUCCCUCCGGCAGCAGACCUGUGCCACCUUCUGGAACUGCUCUUGCCACCCCCUCUAGCAAGCCGGAAGCUCCGCCGUCCAAGUUGGGAGAGCUUCUGUUUCCAAGUUCUCUGGCUGGAGAGACUCUAGGAAGUUUUUCAGGACUGCGUGUUGGCCAAGCAGACGAUUCUACAAAGCCAGCCAGUAAGGCUUCAUCCACAAGCCUAACUAGUGCCAGUGCACAGCCAACCAAGGCUUCAGCCGUCCCCUCCGGGUUUAGUUUUACUGGCCCCGCAGUGUUAGGGAAGCACGCGGAGCCCCCCGUCACCUCCUCCGUGCCCAGCACAGCGGCACCAGCAGCAGCCAGCACCAGCACCAGCACCAGCAGUUCCUCGACUGGCAUCUUUGGCAGUCUGCCACUCACCAGUACGGGGUCCUCUGGGGUAAUCAAUUUUGGUGGCUUAUCUCUAAGUGGUAGUAAGACCAGUUUUUCAUUUGGAGGCCAGCAGAUGAGUAGCAUGGCGCCCUCAUCUGCCCCACCCUCAGCUGCCACUGCCACUCCCUUGCCUGCAUCAUUCCCCACGUCAUUUGGUAGCCUCCUGAGCUCAGCAUCUGCUCCCACCCUGCCUGGGUCCUCUAGUAAAGGCGCAGAAGAAGCCACAUCAUCAGCAGUGCCCGAGAAGCCAGGCAGUAGUGAGACCCCAGCGUCAGCAGCCUCCUCCCUUCUAGGGCAACAGCAGUCAGCACAGCUUCCCCAGGCUGCUCCUCAAACUUCUGACUCUGUUAAAAAAGAACCCGCUCUUGCCCAGCCUGCAGUCAACAGCCUUGGCACUGUAGCGUCUACUACCAGUGUCGCAGCGCCUUCUGCAGAGGCUGCUCCGGCCACCUCCGGGGUCCCAGACGUCAAGACGGAACCGCCAUUUCCGGCUUCCACCCAUCCCGUGCCCGGGCAGACUGUCGUCACCACACCUGCGGUCCCAAGUGCAGUCCCCGUGGCCCCAGAAACAUCAAGACCCCCCACAACCUCCAAUGUCGUUUCCAGUGUUGCUCCCAGCGCAGCUACGGAGAUAGCGGUGUUUGGGACUGUCACUUCCAGCUCAUCUGUCUUUCCCCAGCCACCGGCUGCCAGUUCUAGCUCAGCUUUCAGCCAGCUCACCAGCAACACGGCCACCGCCCCCUCUGCGACCCCCAUGUUCGGGCAGGCGGCAGCCAGCACCGCACCGAGCCUGUUUGGGCAGCAGACAGGCAGCACGGCCAGCACGGCGGCUGCCGCGCCGCAGGUCAGCAGCACAGGUUUCGGGGGUCCGGCCUUUGGCACCGCUGCCACAGGGGUCUUUGGACAGACGGCGUUCGGGCAGGCCCCGGCCUUCGGGCAGUCGACCAGCAGCCAGGCAAGCAGCUUCUCCUUCAGUCAGCCCGGGUUCAGCUCCGUGCCUGCCUUUGGUCAGCCCCCGUCCUCCACCUCCACGUCUACCAGUGGCAAUGUCUUUGGUGCCUCUUCCAGCACCGGUAGCUCCAGCUCCUUCUCAUUUGGACAGUCUUCUGCCAGCACAGGAGGUGGGCUGUUUGGCCAGAGCAACUCGCCUGCCUUUGGUCAGAGUCCUGGUUUUGGGCAAGGAGGCUCAGUGUUUGGUGGCACCUCAGCCACCACUACGACAGCAGCAUCCUCUGGGUUUAGCUUUUGUCAAGCUUCAGGUUUUGGGUCGAGUAAUACUGGUUCUUUGUUUGGUCAAGCAGCCAGCACUGGGGGAACAGUCUUUGGCCAGCCGUCGUCCUCCUCCAGUGGAGGCAUGUUUGGGUCUGGAAACACUGGAAGAGGGGGAGGUUUCUUCAGUGGCCUUGGAGGGAAACCCAGCCAGGAUGCAGCCAGCAAAAACCCAUUCAGCUCGGCCAGCGGGGGCUUUGGAUCUACAGCCACCCCAAAUACCUCCAGCCUGUUCGGGAACAGCGGAGCCAAGACAUUUGGUGGGUUUGCCAGCUCAUCGUUUGGAGACCAGAAACCUGCGGGCACGUUCAGCUCUGGAGGAGGAAGUGUGGCAUCCCAAGGCUUUGGGUUUUCCGCUCCAAAUAAAACAGGUGGCUUCGGUGCUGCUCCAGUGUUUGGCAGCCCUCCUACUUUUGGGGGAUCCCCUGGGUUUGGAGGGGUGCCAGCAUUCGGUUCAGCCCCAGCCUUUACAAGCCCUCUGGGCUCGACGGGAGGCAAAGUGUUCGGAGAGGGUACUGCGGCUGCCAGCGCAGGAGGAUUCGGGUUUGGGAGCAGCAGCAACACCACAUCCUUCGGCACCCUCGCAAGUCAGAACGCCCCAACUUUUGGAUCGCUGUCCCAACAGUCUUCUGGGUUUGGGACCCAGAGCGGGGGAUUCUCCAGCUUUGGAUCAGGCGGAGGAGUAUUCAGCUUUGGAUCAUCUAGCUCGUCUGUCCAGGGCUUCGGCGGCUGGAGAAGCUGAGCGGGUGUCUGUGCUCCUUUCUGUUCCUGUGACCAACUGCGUUCUCAGCUCCUCUUUGCUGAGAAACCCUGGAGCAGUCCUUUGAAAUGGACAUUCUUAUUGAAAUACACACCCAGAAAGAAACAGCGGAAACCAGACUCCAGAGAUGUUUGAUUGCUUGUUUUGUUUUCUGUUCGUUGUUUCCCCUCUGCUAUUAAACCGCUUGGUCUGUUUCCAUACAGAAUGUAUGUGGGUGUUUUCAGGUCACAGCCAAGGAGAGAGGUUUCCUCACUCCUGUGGCCUUGAGAAACCUGCACAGCCGUCCAGCAGACAGCAGUGUCUGUCUUCAAAGGCAGCGCCAAAAAACCCAGCACAGGGUAUUGAGAGGCAAGAGCUUCUCCCAGACAGCCUCCCUGGUCUUCCUUGCCCAGAGCCCUCCCCGGAGGGAAGAGGUCGAGUGCUGGCCAGCCCCCUUUGGAGGAUAUAACAUGGUGUCUCUUCUUCGUGUCCCUUUUGCUGUUGGGUAUCAGGGCCCUCAAGGUGCCAACUUCACGAUUGGGUGGAGGGAGAGAAACUCCCUUAUGCAGUAUGCUGGCAUCACUGAGUUUCAGAGCGGUGGUUGGGGGGUGAGGUGGGCAUGGCGAGCACCCCAGUGAGCACUGACCGGCUGGUGCGCUGCCCUGGAGCAGCUUCCUCGGUCUGGCUCCCCUCCUCGGUCUGGCUCCUGGGCGCCAUGUGUCCCACAGCUCACUUCUACUCUGGAGAAGGGAGGGCAGCUGAUUGAGAAGUUGACUUUAUCUCCAGUAGGCGAUGGUGACAUUGGUCACCGUCCUGGCUCUUCGUCAUUUAACCACAGCACAGGUAGUAGACCCAGGAGUUGAGAAACCGUUGCUCCUGCCCGGGACCACAACAGGAGUCCCGUGGGGUGGCUGAGAGGUCGUAACUCCUGUCUUAUCCAAGUGCUUGUAGCGCAGCGCUCUCAGGUCUGGGCAUGUUAGAACUCAGGCCUGGGCUCGCCCAGGGACGGCCUUGCACAGCGUGGGAGUGGGAACUGGUUCCCUCUAAGGCCCGGAAUGCAGUGGCGUUCCGGCUCGGGCCAUUAGCAGGGGAGGCCUGGAAAGGGGCAGUUGUUUAGAUUUUUACAUACUGGAAAGUUGUGUUUUGAAAAGUUCUAAUAAAAGUUUUCCAUGUGAUGUAAUCUGUCACCUUACA